GAGUCCUGAGCAGGAUGCAGCAGCCAGUGGCUGGUGACAGGAGCACAGCCAUUCCUUUCUGGUACCCAUCCCAGGGCAGACUCACACCUGACUCAAACUGCACGCACCGCAUCAUUGAGGAUCCUGAGUGGUCCCUUGCCACUGUGCCCCACCUGACAGAGCUCUGCCUCCAGCACAUCGCUGACAAUUUCGAAAAGAAUCCUAUUUUGGACUGUCUUCUGCCUGAGCACCAAAGGAAGGUGCUGGACAGGCUCUCCACUGGCCUUCCACUUGCUGUGACUGCCAACCUAGUAAGCGAUGAGGACUACUGGAAGAGGCGUUGCACUGAGUGCUGGCAAGUGUGUGAUAUCUCCAGCUAUGGCGAUAGCUGGAAACGGAUGUUCUUCGAACGUCACCUGGAGAGCAUCCUGAAACAGUUCAUCCCUAACACCACAGAUCCCAACCAGGUCCAAGAGCUCAUCCCUCUCUGCAAAGACUAUGUGCGAAAACUUGAGGUUGAUCAAUUCCUACCACCAGUGCAAGUGGAUCAAAAGGAGGACCUCUCUGAUACUGAGAGUGAUUUUGGAUUUGAUGAGGUCUCCAUGUGUCACUAUGACCUGGGAGCUCUCAUUCCUGCUCUCCCUCAUCUUGAAGAGCUUCAUCUUACUUAUGGUGUGAAGGACUGUGGCAUGAACUUUGAGUGGAAGCUCUUUAACUUCACCUACCAGGACUGCUGCAACCUAGCUGCUGCGGUGAAGAUGUGCCUCAACUUGAAAGUUUUCAAGCUGACACAGAGCAAAGUUGAUGACAGCAAGACCAAAUUGCUGGUCCAUAACUUGCUGGAUCAUCCCUGCUUGGUAGAGCUGAACUUGUCCCACAACCUCAUCGGGGACAAGGGGGCACAAGCUGUUGCCAAACUGAUCAACCACAGCAGAUUAGAGACCCUCGAUCUGUGCAAUAACCAAAUCCAUCCCCUGGGGGCUCAGGCUCUUGCUCAAGCCCUGGCUGAGAACUCUACCCUGACCUCCCUGAACCUGCGCCUCAACUAUGUGGAAGACAAAGGUGCGCAGGCGAUUGGCCACGCCCUGCUGACCAACACCACUCUGAAGUCCAUUCAUCUGGGAAGUAAUAACCUGUCAGAGCCAACCGCUACACUCUUCUCCCAGGUCCUGGUUCAGAACACGACCCUGACAACUAUCAACUUCUCAUGCAACCCCCUGGGGCUGGAUGGUGGGAAGCAGCUGCUCAAAGGGCUGGCAGAUAACAAGGCUUUGACCGAGUUCGACCUCCGCAUGGCAGAGGUGGGCCAGGAGACCGAGUACCUCAUUCACCAAAUUGUGUGGGCCAACUGGGAAGCAGCAAGGCUGAGGUCUAUGCAGCACCCUGUCACCAAACCCCUCCGAAGAAAACUCUCCAGAGAGUAAUGAGCUUUGAACCAUCCAAAUGGUCUAUUUCAGCCCUAGCCCUGGGGGUGAGGCAGCCCCUUUAGACGUUUUGCUGAGAAGGACACGUAUACAGGGAAUGAUGUUUCGACUUCCUCAGCAGCUUUUUCUGGCUGCUACCCUGCUCAGGGAUACAUCUGUUUUUAUAGCAAAAUCUGUCUGGAGUCUCAGAUAUGGGUGUUAAAAAGUUAAAGAAGCAAACAAAAAAUCCAAUAAAUGCUCUCUCCACCACAGUUGCCUGCUUUGGGUCACUAUGCCUUCAACCAAGGUUAGGCUGUUUUGCAACAGGUGAGUUCUUUACAACCAUAUGCUUACCUUAACAAGUAGUGCUUGCUUACCUUAAUUAGCAGUGCUC
Messenger RNA from Pogoniulus pusillus (Red-fronted tinkerbird), 1776 nucleotides. It is a transcript of the gene TCTE1, whose product is annotated as t-complex-associated-testis-expressed 1. Gene Ontology annotation, biological process: microtubule-based movement. The record is from RefSeq and is a predicted model, not a curated record. Lineage: Eukaryota; Metazoa; Chordata; Aves; Piciformes; Lybiidae. The coding region runs from base 15 to 1403 and encodes 462 amino acids. The transcript is spliced from 4 exons. Gene Ontology annotation, molecular function: protein binding.